Gamsiella multidivaricata is the source of this 1168-nucleotide messenger RNA. Its product is annotated as Poly(A)+ RNA export protein. Lineage: Eukaryota; Fungi; Mortierellomycota; Mortierellomycetes; Mortierellales; Mortierellaceae. Gene Ontology annotation, cellular component: nuclear pore. Gene Ontology annotation, molecular function: ubiquitin binding; RNA binding. Bases 133 to 1140 code for a protein of 335 amino acids. Gene Ontology annotation, biological process: transcription-dependent tethering of RNA polymerase II gene DNA at nuclear periphery; RNA export from nucleus. The record is from RefSeq and is a predicted model, not a curated record. The transcript has 5 exons.
AUGAGACGCGGUCUAGGUCGUCCUAAAGCACUGCGCACUCUGCAUUGAGCACCCUGUGAGACCAAAGGUGCAGAACGCAGCUUUUUGCUCUUUCAGUUAACAGUUACAUUCACCAGCUUCGAACCACACGCCAUGAACGGAGUCCCGCAAGACAUGGAGGUCAAUAGUCCUCCAAGCGAUGGUAUCUCCGAAAUCCAGUUUUCCCCACAGGCCGAUCUUUUAGCGGCGUCCUCCUGGGAUAACAACGUCCGCAUUUAUGAAGUCUUGGCUAACGGAUCUAGCGCUGUGAAAGCCCAGUAUUCACAUGAUGGCCCAGCAUUAUGUUGCGCGUGGAGUAAGGACGGAACCAAGCUUGCUUCAGGCGGUGCAGACAACAUUGCUAAGCUAUUUGACAUCACUACGGGACAAUCGACUCAGGUAGCACAACAUGAUGCUCCGAUCAAAGAAGUUCGCUGGGUGGAUGGACCCAACCCAAUCUUAGCCACAGGAGGUUGGGAUAAGACCGUCAAGUACUGGGAUACCCGUCAGCCAAAGGCCAUCGCAACCAUCGUGCUGCCGGAGCGACUCUAUGCCAUGGACAGUGUGUUUCCGAUUCUGGUUGCAGGCACAGCGGAGCGUCAUGUGGUCGUCUACAAUCUUAACAAUCCGUCGACGCCGUUCAAGGCCCUGACCAGUCCACUGAGAUGGCAGACAAGGACAAUAUCGUGUUUUCCGAAGGGAAACGGGUAUGGACUUGGAAGCAUCGAGGGCCGGUGCGCGAUGCAGUAUCUUGAGGACAAGGACGCGGCGCUGAACUUCACGUUCAGGUGUCAUCGUGAGGGAGGACAGACGGCGCGGGAUGAUUUUACGGUGUAUUCGGUGAAUUGUAUCAAUUGGCAUCCAAUCCAUGGAAGCUUUUCCACGGCGGGUUCGGACGGUGGGUUCGCAUUCUGGGAUCGAGAUGCGAGACAGAAAUUGAAGUCGUUUCCCAAAGUCGGGGGACCGAUUUCAUCGACGUGUUUCAAUAGGAACGGAAGCAUCUUUGCGUAUGCUAUCAGUUAUGAGUGGAAUAAGGGUCAUGCCGGUGCACUGCAGCAGGGCCCCAACAAGAUCAUGCUCCAUGCGGUGAACGACGUGGAUGUCAAGCCAAGAAGGCGUUAGAGAUAUUAUAAGGCAAGGCAACGACCAA